Messenger RNA from Arachis stenosperma, 1146 nucleotides. RefSeq lists its product as uncharacterized. The transcript has 2 exons. The coding region runs from base 1 to 1146 and encodes 381 amino acids. The record is from RefSeq and is a predicted model, not a curated record. Lineage: Eukaryota; Viridiplantae; Streptophyta; Magnoliopsida; Fabales; Fabaceae.
AUGGCUAGAAAUUUUGAUGAUAUGUUCAAUGAGGCUUUGUAUGGCAAAAGAAGACGACAAGAUAACACACUCAUAGAUAACUGGAUCGAUGAGUAUUUACUCGAAGAUUCAGAAGAAGAAGAUAUUGAUAGAAGUCCUAUCCCAAUUACUCGUAGAUGGAUCAACAGAGAUCGAGAAGCAAGACAUGAUCGCCUUUUCCAAGAUUACUUUGCAGAUGAACCGGUGUAUAAUGCUGACAUUUUCCGACGGAGAUUUCGAAUGAGAAGAGAUGUGUUCCUUCGGUUAGUACACGCUCUCUCAAAUGUCUAUCCGUAUUUCCAACAGAGGGUUGAUGCAACUGGAAGAAGAGGCUUGUCGCCACUUCAGAAAUGUACCGCUGCGAUACAGAUGUUAGCAUAUGGUGUAGCAGCUGAUGCUGUUGAUGAUUAUGUGCGCAUAGGUGAGAGCACUACAAUUGAAUGCUUGGAAAAAUUUGUUGAAGGUGUCAUUUCCGUGUUCCAGGAUGAAUACUUGCGAAAACCCAAUCCAAAUGACGUACAACGCCUGCUACAAAUGGCGGAGGGUCGUGGCUUCCCUGGCAUGUUGGGUAGCAUUGACUGCAUGCAUUGGCAAUGGAAAAAUUGUCCAAAGGCGUGGAAAUUUUCUGGUUCAAAUAAUGAUAUCAACGUGUUAGAUCGUUCUCCAGUGUUUGAUGAUAUUCUAAAUGACCGUGCUCCGGAGGUAAAUUAUACUAUUAAUGGUAAUAAUUAUACAAUGGGAUACUAUUUAGCUGAUGGUAUUUAUCCUGAAUGGGCCACAUUUGUCAAAUCAAUCUCAAAGCCACAAGAUGAGAAACGCAAGUUAUUUGCACAAUACCAAGAAGGGCAAAGAAAAGAUGUGGAACGAGCAUUCGGAGUGUUACAAGCACGCUUUGCAAUUAUACGUGGUCCAGCUCAUUUUUGGGAAAAGAAAAAACUUGCCAACAUAAUGAGAGCUUAUAUUAUAUUGCAUAAUAUGAUUGUUGAGGAUGAAAAAGACAGUUAUGCAGGAAAUUUUACUCAAGGCUUAGAGUAUGAUGAUGUUGAAAAUGACUUAUCACAACCUCAGCUGGGAGAGGAAGAUUUUGCACCAUACCAUCAAUUUCUUCAAAGAAAUGCCCAACUUUGA